Molecule: messenger RNA, 1146 nt
Organism: Lucilia sericata (common green bottle fly)
Lineage: Eukaryota; Metazoa; Arthropoda; Insecta; Diptera; Calliphoridae
Exons: 3
Coding region: 133-711 (192 amino acids)
Biological process (GO): cilium organization
Source: RefSeq, a predicted model, not a curated record
UAUAUUCUCAGUAGUGACAGUCAAUUGACCGGUCAAAUGACUGUCACUGUUCUUAUAGGGGAUAUAAACAAUUUAAGACAUUACUGAAGAAAAAUAUAUAAAGUUAAAUUUUCUUCUCAAAUACAUCAAAACAUGACGGAUCCCUGGUCGGUCCAAGGUACAAACGAAGUUAUACGACAAGAUAAUUCCACAAAAGAGUCCAAAGAAAAUUCUCCUACUGAAAGUGCUGAUCUAAGAAACGAUUCCCAAACUUUGGGGUUUGAGGAUAGUUUCAUACAAGAAAAAGAUAAAAAUUCAAACACAUUCGAAGCUACUAGUGCUGAAGAUACAUCCAAGGAAGUCGUUGACUCACAACACCAACCUCUCCCUGAUUCGGAAACAUAUUUGCAGAGUUUAGAACGUAAACUUGAAAAACUCAAAAAAGGCUCAAAGCUUGUUGACGCUUUAGCGGAAAAGCGAGAGGAUUGUCUGCGCUCUAUGCUGCAGAAUAAUUCCAGCCAGGGUUUAAAUAAUGAUAUUUUGCUAGAGUUAGAAGCUAGCAUUACCAAUUCUGAUUCAGCUGUACAAAACUUGUAUCGUCAAAUACAACCCGUACAACCGGUAACUGUGGGAGAAACUGUACAUAUUGUUAAAUACGAUCAAUUGGAAGAGCAACGUUUGGAGCAAGAAGCAGCCGAAGAACUGGAUGAAAAUUUACCAGCUAGUCGUUAAUUUUAUUACAAAAAAUCCAUUGGUCAAAACGAUAACAAUGAAUUCCCCGUUUGGUGAAGUUUUUAUGUUUCUUACUAAUUUAGCCUGGAAGAGUCGCUUAACUAUACCAGUUUUGGUAACAACUGCAUUUUUAAUUAUGGAUAUACGUUUACAGAUUGAGAUAAAUAUACAAUCUGGACAAGUGGCGGCUGCCGAAUUUAAUCGUCUUGAUAAUGAUGACGAUGAUGAGUAUAUCGAUAAUAAUGAUGACGAUGAUGAUGAAUAUAAUUAUGAUGAAUAUACCACAGAUUCCAGUGCGGAUGUAGAUGAUGAAGACGAUGAUGAGAAUGACAAUUUAUGGUAGUAGUAGUUAUUUGUUUAAUAAAUAUUUUCUACUUUAACAAAGAAUUUCAUUAGCUUCUAAUAAUCGAAUUACUUUACUUUGUUCUUCUGCAA